AAUCUACUCAAAACCAUAGAGAUAUCACAAAGCAGUAAGUGGCAAUGGAACUUUCCUCAAACUCGAGCUGGAAUUUUCAAGGAAAAGAAGAUGCAAAGAAAGCAUCAGCUUGCACUAUCAGAAGUUAUCUCAACACCUUAAAUGAAAACAUCAAUAGAAGUGAUACAAGAACUGUAAUCCCUCUUAGCCAUGGCGAUCCCAGUGGUUUUCCAAGUUUUCGAACAACUAAAGUAUCAGAGGACGCUCUUGUUGAUGCACUCCAAUCUGGUAAAUACAAUGGCUAUGCCCCAAAUUCUACUGUUCUUCAAGCCAGGAGGUCAAUUGCAGAAUUUCUGUCUCGUGACUAUCCAUACGAAUUGUCACUGUAUGAUGUUCAUGUCACAGCUGGUGCUAAGCAAGCAAUAGAAGUCCUAAUUACAGCUCUUGCCGUACCUGGUGCUAAUAUUUUGCUUCCUAGACCAGGAUAUCCAACAUAUGAAGCUCUUUCCACAUUUAGCCGUCUCGAAGUGCGGUACUAUAAUCUUCUCUCUGAGCAGGAUUGGGAGGUUGACAUCGAUGGGCUUGAAGCUCUAGCCGAUGAUCGUACUGUUGCCAUGGUUUUUAUAAACCCUGGUAAUCCGUGUGGGAAUGUGUACAAGCGUGAACAUUUAAAGAAGAUUGCAGAAACUGCGAAAAGGCUUGGAAUGCUAGUAAUAUCAGAUGAAGCCUAUGGUCAUCUAGUUUUUGGUAGUAGUUCGUUUGUGGCGAUGGGAGUCUUCGGAGAAAUUGUACCUAUACUGACAAUUGGCUCCAUAUCAAAGAGAUGGAUGGUUCCUGGUUGGCGAGUUGGUUGGAUCGUGAUGUGUGAUCGCAAUGGCAUCCUUCAAAAACAUGGGGUUGUGGAGUCCAUCAAAAGCUGCCUUGAAAUCUCUGCUGAUCCUUCUACACUCACUAUGGGUGCUAUUACUCGUAUUCUGGAUGAAACACCUGAAGAUUUCUACUCUAAUACCAUAAACCUACUUAGAAAAGCAGCAGGCAUUUGCUAUGCUGGUCUGACGGAGAUUCCAUGCUUUACUCCAUACAAGCCACAAGGAUCCAUGUUUCUUAUGGCAAAACUAAACAUGUCACUUCUGGAAGGCAUCGACAAUGAUAUAGAAUUCUGCACCAAGCUUGCCAGAGAGGAAUCUGUAAUAGUUCUACCUGGGGAAGCACUUGGAUUGAAGAAUUGGGUAAGAGUAACUUUUGCUGUGGAAAUUUCAGCUCUUGAGGAAGGCCUUGGCAGGAUCAAAGCCUUCUGUUCCAGAAAUUCCAAACAGCAAUAAGCCAACAAUUUGUCACAUUGACAAACUGUUCCAAGUCUGCCAAAAACCAAAUAAUAAGAGUUGCAGAUGUUGCUAUGGGACUUGAUAAUUGGCUCCUAAUAACUGUUGCAGUUAAGCCAUCAGAGGUCGAUGCUGGUCUUUACGGGAUAAAAGCGUUCUGUCAAAGGCAAGCCAUGGAGAAAAAGCAAGUAGAUUUAAUCUAAUAAGCGAGUGAAAUGUGGUGAUCUGAAGCUGCUCAUUGAACCUCACGGUCAAUCAUUGAAGGAAAUGUGAUAUAGUACUACAAUCUCUCGUUCCCUUAGGUUGUUAUUGAUAAUAGUACAAUAUCAAGCUGGGUUGUAUCCCCAACUUCAUGGCUGGCUAUAUGCUCUUACUGCUUGUAAGACUGCCUUAAAGUAGAAAAAGUGCUUGUGAAAUGUAUAACUGUCUUCACUGUCCAAUGUUAUUGAUCGCGUACUGAAACAUAAUUCAUCCAAAAUCAGAGGAUCUUCUAAUCCUGUUAAACGCAGGAUAUUUUUAUAUAAUACUGGAAACGUCCAGGUUCUCUAUGCA
Nicotiana attenuata is the source of this 1853-nucleotide messenger RNA. Its product is annotated as tyrosine aminotransferase-like. The record is from RefSeq and is a predicted model, not a curated record. Gene Ontology annotation, biological process: amino acid metabolic process; biosynthetic process. Gene Ontology annotation, molecular function: transaminase activity; pyridoxal phosphate binding. The coding region runs from base 45 to 1301 and encodes 418 amino acids. The transcript has 7 exons. Lineage: Eukaryota; Viridiplantae; Streptophyta; Magnoliopsida; Solanales; Solanaceae.